This is a messenger RNA of Gastrolobium bilobum, 2250 nucleotides long. Its product is annotated as pentatricopeptide repeat-containing protein At3g16010. Gene Ontology annotation, molecular function: protein binding. Bases 297 to 2216 code for a protein of 639 amino acids. The transcript has 3 exons. Lineage: Eukaryota; Viridiplantae; Streptophyta; Magnoliopsida; Fabales; Fabaceae. The record is from RefSeq and is a predicted model, not a curated record.
CCCACGUAAUUAAAGCUCGGUUAUUUUGCUAAGAAACGCUUUCGUUCUUGGGCUUUCGGGCUUCGGCUAUUGGUUGGUCGAUGGUGUGAAGCAGGAAAAAUGGAAGAGAAGGAUUGCGAAUUGGAUUAUAAAUGAACGAUUUGAGUUUUGGGAUUAUUAGCGUUCUUCGAAAUCUACAUCAUACAUGAACUAUGAAUCCAAUCCAGUAACAAAGGAGUGUCAGGGAAGCAAGUUGAUAGCUUUUGGCAUAGCAUAAGGGCCGAGGCAUCUCCAGCCUUCAGGGGUAGGUAGCAACAAUGCUUGCUAGAUUCAUUGCUGCAAGGAGGAGGAUAUCAACUUGGCCUCAUGUCUCUCAGAGAAUAAAGCAAACAGAAAAUGAGAUUGUCCAAAUGUUUCGCAUGCCUAAUUCCCAAGAAGGAAACAAUGGCCUUCCCAUGAAAGGAGGGUGGGUUUUGAGGAAGGACUCUGGUGCUCGGGUUUUGGAUGAGAGAUUCAUUAGGAUUUUGAAAAUAUUUAAAUGGGGACCUGAUGCAGAAAAGGCAUUGGAAGUGCUGAAGCUGAAGGUCGAUGCUCGCUUGGUUCGUGAGGUUCUAAAGAUAGAUGUUGAGGUCAAUGUUAAGAUUCAGUUUUUCAAGUGGGCUGGGAAGAGAAGGAAUUUUGAACAUGACUCAACCACUUAUAUGGCUUUGAUACGCAGCUUGGAUGAAAAUAGGCUGGUUGGUGAACUGUGGAAGACAAUACAAGACAUGGUUAAAAGUCCAUGUGCAAUUGAUCCUGCUGAAUUGUCUGAAACUGUGAAAAUCUUGGGCAAGGCAAAGAUGGUCAACAAGGCAUUAUCUGUCUUUUACCAGGUUAAGGGUCGCAAGUGCAGACCUACAGCAAGCACUUACAACUCCGUCAUCUUGAUGCUGAUGCAGGAGGGACAUCAUGAAAAAGUCCAUGAGCUGUAUAAUGAAAUGUGCAGUGAGGGCCAUUGUUUCCCUGACACAUUUACAUAUAGUGCACUUAUAUCAGCAUUUGCAAAACUAAAUCGUGAUGAGUCUGCCAUUAGAUUAUUUGAUGAGAUGAAGGAGAAUGGAUUACAGCCUACAGCAAAAAUUUAUACAACCUUGAUGGGAAUAUACUUUAAGUUGGGUAGGGUUGAGGAAGCUUUGGGCCUUGUCCAGGAGAUGAGAAUGCGGCGGUGUUCCCCAACUGUCUUUACUUAUACAGAAUUGAUAAGGGGACUGGGGAAAUCUGGGAGGGUUGAAAACGCAUACAUAACAUACAAGAAUAUGCUGAAAGAUGGUUGUAAACCUGAUGUCGUUCUGAUGAAUAAUUUGAUUAACAUUUUGGGUAGAUCAGAUCGCUUAAAAGAUGCUAUUAAGCUUUUUGAUGAAAUGAAAUUGCUGAAUUGCGCGCCUAAUGUUGUGACUUAUAAUACCAUUAUCAAAUCUUUAUUUGAAGCCAAAGCUCCACCUUCCGAGGCUGCUUCAUGGUUUGAGAGUAUGAAAAAGGAUGGAAUAGUCCCCAGCUCAUUUACAUAUUCAAUUCUCAUUGAUGGUUUCUGCAAAACAAAUCGAGUUGAGAAGGCUUUGUUGCUUCUUGAGGAGAUGGAUGAAAAAGGUUUUCCACCUUGUCCUGCUGCCUACUGCAGCCUGAUCAAUAGCCUUGGAAGAGCAAAACGCUAUGAGGCUGCAAAUGAGCUAUUCCAGGAAUUGAAAGAGAACUGUGGACGUUCAAGUGCUCGUGUGUAUGCUGUAAUGAUUAAGCAUUUUGGAAAAUGUGGGCGACUCAAUGAAGCUACCAAUCUUUUUAAUGAGAUGAAAAAACUUGGAUGCACCCCUGAUAUUUAUGCUUAUAAUGCUCUCAUGACUGGGAUAGUAAGGGCAGACAUGAUAGAUGAAGCCUUUUCCUUGUUUAGAACUAUGGAAGAAAAUGGUUGCACCCCAGAUAUAAAUUCUCAUAAUAUUAUCCUAAAUGGCUUGGCUAGGACAGGUGGCCCCAAGCGUGCUAUGGAAAUGUUCACAAAAAUGAAAAAUUCUACUAUUAAGCCAGAUGCGGUUUCUUACAACACAAUUCUUGGUUGUCUUAGCAGAGCAGGUCUGUUUGAAGAGGCAGCAAAACUUAUGAAAGAAAUGAGUUCAAAAGGAUUCCAGUAUGAUCUCAUCACCUACUCUUCAAUACUUGAGGCAGUUGGUAAUGUUGAUGAAGAUUGUAAAAUGGUAGGGUCCUGAGAGCUACCUGGUAUUGCCUUUUUGACUGACUCUA